UUGCGAGUCGUGAAACGAAACGGAUAUCGAGGCGGACAGUCUGCAUAUAGAAAAUUGCAAUAGCAUGGGAUUUUAUUUUUUUUGAGUGCCUCCUCUCAAUUGUGUAUGUCUGUGCGUGUAUGUGAAGUGUAAAAGCAACGCAAAAAUUUAACUCACACCGCAGGCAAAGAAACGAAAACAACAACAACAACAUCGAGAGAAAUACGAAGAGGCAACAACAAUAUGGCGUUUAAUGCCGCCGCAUGCAAAAAUUGCAGCAUGCGAUUGCGGCGCGGCGAUUAAUACAAAUAUCGCUAUCGAGCUAUAGUUCAGUAUCGCUAUCGUUAUCGCUAUCGCUAUCGUCAUCAAAAUAUUCAAAUAUUCAUUUUUUUUUUCUAUUAUUUUUUCCACUUUGUGUCCUUUGUGUUCGUGUGUCUGUGCAUGUGCAAACAAAUCAAGUUAAAGGAAAAUUCGAAAAAAUCAAAUAAAAUAAGCACAGAAACAACAACGCGACUCCUAUACGCUUUUAUGUGCGUGUGUGUGUGAGUGUGAGAAAGGAAGCAACGCGUUUUGUCAUCGUUGUUGUUGUCUUUGUCUUGUCCUCUCUUUGAAUAUCAUCCGCUUCAGUUAAUUUCAAAGUUUGUUGCGGUUGCGCGUGGAAAUGUCGCCGUCGUCAGCGUCGACGUCGGCGUCGCUGCAUACAACAAACGGCAAUGCGCGGCACUUAAUUGUUCUAUUCGCCUGGCUGCAAAAUACAUAAAAAAAAUUAAAUUAAAAUAGUAAAAACAAAUUGAAAAAAAAAACCAAAAGUCAAAGUGAGACAACAACAAACAACACACUUAAAUUACUACACAUACAACAACAACAUCUGCAACAACAACAACAACACCAAACCACUAGCAAAAACUCAAAAGCAUAAAACGCAAAUAUUAAACUGGAUUACAAUGCAGUUGCAGCGCAGCAGACGUCGCUGUCGCGCACACACAAUUUGGAUUAACGAAAUGUUUGCGGGCGUCGCGCUGCUGCUGCCGCUGCUGGCGCUAGCUAAUUUCAGCAGCGCACAAGCGACGGAAACGAGCUCCUCCCUGGCGGUCUCCUGCACCACAUUGGGCUGCAAGAAUGGCGGCACAUGCAUCACACAGACCAAUGGCAAAUCCUACUGCUCUUGCGAUACACGUUACGUUGGCGACUACUGUGAACAUCGGAAUCCCUGCCUGACCGGCCAUGGACGUUGCCAGAACGGCGGCACCUGUCAGGUGGCCUUUCGGAAUGGCCGACCGGGCAUCUCGUGCCAGUGUCCGCUCGGCUUUGAGGAGUCACUCUGCGAGAUAGCCGUGGCCAAUGCCUGUGAUCAGGCGCGUUGCUUCAAUGGCGGCACUUGCCAACUGAAAACGCUUCACGAAUACAGCUGUAUCUGUGCCAAUGGCUAUACGGGCGAUCAUUGCCAGACACAGAAUCUGUGCGCCAGUUCGCCAUGUCGCAACGGUGGCACCUGUUCCGCUUCGGCUGGCAGCAGCAGCUUCAGUUGCAACUGCCCGCCUGGCUUCACCGGUCACACCUGUUCCGAGGAUGUCGAGGAAUGCCAAUCGAAUCCCUGCCAAUAUGGCGGCACCUGUGUCAACACGCAUGGCUCUUAUCAAUGCAUGUGUCCCGCUGGUUACACUGGCAAGGAUUGCGAUACCAAAUACAAGCCCUGCUCCCCCUCACCCUGCCAAAAUGGUGGCACAUGUCGCGCCAACGGACUCACAUACGAUUGCAAGUGUCCACGUGGUUUCGAGGGCAAGAACUGUGAUCUGAAUAUCGACGAUUGUCCGGGAAAUCUUUGUCAAAAUGGCGGCACAUGUGUGGACGGUAUCAAUGAUUAUCGGUGCAACUGUCCGCCCAAUUUUACGGGACGCUACUGUGACGUGGAUGUCGAUGAGUGUGCACUCCGUCCGUCAGUGUGUCAGAAUGGCGCGACAUGCACGAACACGCACGGAACGUACAGUUGCAUCUGUGUGAAUGGCUGGGCGGGAAGCGACUGUAGCGAGAACAUUGAUGAUUGCGUCCAGGCGGCAUGUUUCUAUGGUGCAACAUGUAUCGACGGAGUUGGCAGCUUCUAUUGCCGCUGUACGGCUGGCAAGACGGGACUGUUGUGCCAUCUGGAUGAUGCAUGCACCUCGAAUCCUUGCCACUCCGAUGCCAUUUGUGAUACGAGUCCGAUAAAUGGAUCUUAUGCCUGUUCCUGUGCCACGGGAUACAAAGGAGUCGAUUGCUCCGAGGAUAUCGAUGAAUGUGACCAGGGAUCGCCGUGUGAACACAACGGGAUCUGUGUGAAUACGCCGGGCUCGUUUAUGUGCAACUGCUCGCAGGGAUUCACGGGACCACGCUGUGAAACGAACAUCAACGAAUGCGAAUCGCAUCCGUGCCAGAACGAGGGAAGCUGUCUGGAUGAUCCCGGUACGUUUCGUUGCGUCUGUAUGCCCGGAUUUACGGGUACUCAGUGUGAGAUCGAUAUCGAUGAGUGCCAGUCGAAUCCGUGUCUAAAUGAUGGCACCUGUCACGACAAAAUCAAUGGAUUCAAAUGCAGCUGCGCCUUGGGAUUCACGGGUGCCCGUUGCCAGAUUAACAUCGAUGAUUGCCAAUCUCAGCCGUGCCGGAAUACGGGAAUCUGUCACGACUCCAUUGCCGGCUAUAGUUGCGAGUGUCCGCCGGGAUAUACGGGUGCCAGCUGUGAGAUCAACAUCAACGAUUGCGACUCGAGUCCGUGUCAUCGUGGCAAGUGCAUCGAUGGCGACAAUAGCUUCAAAUGUCUGUGUGAUCCUGGAUUUACGGGCUACCUUUGCCAGAAGCAGAUCAACGAAUGCGAAUCGAAUCCCUGUCAAUUUGGUGGACACUGUGUGGAUCGUGUUGGCAGCUACAUCUGUCAGUGUCAGCCCGGCACAAGUGGCAAGAACUGUGAGAUCAAUGUGAACGAAUGCCACAGCAAUCCGUGCAACAAUGGUGCCACUUGCGUUGAUGGCAUCAACUCGUACACCUGCAGCUGUGUGCCCGGAUUCACCGGCCAGCACUGUGAGCUGAAUGUGAACGAGUGUGCGAGCAAUCCGUGUGCCAACAAUGGCGUCUGCAUGGACAUGGUCAAUGGCUACAAGUGCGAGUGUCCCCGUGGAUUCUAUGAUGCACGUUGCCUCAGCGAUGUCGAUGAAUGCGCCUCGAGUCCGUGUGUGAACGAUGGUCGUUGCGAGGAUGGCAUCAAUGAGUUCAUCUGCCAUUGUCCGCCCGGAUAUUCGGGCAAGCGUUGCGAGGUGGACAUCGAUGAGUGUGCGAGUAAUCCUUGCCAGCAUGGCGGCAGUUGUUUUGACAAACUGAAUGCCUUCAGCUGCCAGUGUAUGCCCGGCUAUACGGGACACAAGUGCGAGACGAACAUUGAUGAUUGCCUGAGCAAUCCCUGUGCCAAUGGCGGCACCUGCAUCGACAAGGUCAAUGGCUAUAAGUGCGUCUGCAAGGUGCCAUUUACGGGACUCAAUUGUGAGAGCCAACUGGAUCCGUGUGCCAGCAAUCGUUGUCGCAAUGACGCCAAGUGUACGCCGAGUCCGAACUUCUUGGAUUUCGCAUGCACCUGCAAGCUGGGCUACAAGGGACGCUACUGUGACGAGGAUAUCGAUGAGUGUGCGUUCAGUUCGCCAUGCCGCAAUGGGGCAAGUUGCCUCAAUGUGCCCGGCUCGUAUCGUUGCCUCUGCACCAAGGGCUACGAGGGCAGAGAUUGUGCAAUCAACACGGAUGAUUGUGCGCCGUUUCCAUGCCAGAAUGGCGGGACAUGUCUGGACGGGAUCGGUGAUUAUUCGUGCCUCUGUGUGGAUGGCUUCGAUGGCAAACACUGUGAGACGGAUAUCAACGAAUGCCUGAGUAUGCCGUGCCAGAAUGGCGCCACCUGUCGACAGUAUGUGAACAGCUAUACGUGCACCUGUCCACUUGGAUUUAGUGGCAUGAAUUGCCAGACAAAUGAUGAGGACUGCACGGAGAGUUCGUGCCUCAACGGUGGCAGCUGUGUCGAUGGCAUCAAUGGCUACAAUUGCAGCUGCCUCGCCGGCUACAGUGGCGCCAAUUGUCAGUACAAGGUGAACAAAUGCGAUUCCGCGCCCUGCCUCAACGGUGGCACGUGCCACGAGCAGCGCGACGAAUACACUUGCCACUGCCCCAGCGGUUUCACGGGCAAACAAUGCUCCGACUAUGUGGACUGGUGUGCCCAAUCACCAUGCGAGAAUGGCGCCAGUUGCAGCCAAUUGAAGCAUCAAUUCAACUGCAAAUGCGCCUCGGGAUGGACGGGAAAACUGUGUGAUGUGCAGACGAUCAGUUGCCAGGAUGCGGCACAGCGGAAGGGACUGAGCAUGAAGCAGCUGUGCAACAACGGAACAUGCAAGAAUCAUGGCAACAGUCACGUCUGCUAUUGCAGUCAGGGCUAUGCGGGCAGCUACUGUCAGCAGGACAUUGAUGAAUGCGCCUCCCAGCCCUGCCAGAACGGUGGCACCUGUCGGGAUCUGAUUGGUGCCUACGAGUGCAGUUGCCGUCAGGGAUUCCAGGGACAGAAUUGUGAGCUGAAUAUCGAUGAUUGUGCACCGAAUCCAUGCCAGAAUGGCGGCACCUGUCAUGAUCUGGUCCAGGGAUUCAGCUGCAGCUGUCCGCCCGGCACACUGGGCAUCAUUUGUGAGCUGAAUCAUGAUGAUUGCGAGCCGGGUGCUUGCCACAACAAUGGCAGCUGCAUCGAUCGGGUCGGUGGCUUUGAGUGCUCCUGUCCACCCGGAUUUGUGGGCGCUCGUUGCGAGGGCGACAUCAACGAGUGUCUGAGUAAUCCGUGCUCGAAUGCCGGAACACUCGAUUGCGUUCAGCUGGUGAACAACUAUCAUUGCAAUUGUCGUCCCGGCCACAUGGGACGUCACUGUGAGCAUAAGGUGAAUUUCUGUGCGCACUCGCCCUGCCAGAAUGGCGGCGUCUGUAGCACCAAGCAGAGUGGCCACCACUGUGUCUGUGCGGAAGGGUUUUACGGCAAGAACUGCGAGUUCAGCGGCCAGGAUUGCGACUCGAAUCCGUGUCGGGCCGGCAACUGCAUCAUUGACGAUGCCGGCGGCUAUCGCUGCGAAUGCAGUCGCGGCACAGCGGGUGAGCACUGUGAGCUGGACACGCUGGACGAAUGCCAACCGAAUCCUUGUCUGCAGGGUGCCGCUUGUGACAAUCUGCUGGGUGAUUACGAUUGCCUCUGUCCCAGCAAAUGGACGGGAAAACGUUGCGAGAUCUAUGAUGCCAGCUAUGCGGGCUGGUCAGGUGGCAAUAAUCCAGGUGGCAACACUGGCUCAGCGAAUGGCAACAGUGGCAACAGCAAUGCCAACAACAAUCUCAACGCUGCUGGCAAAUACGAUGCGGACUUGGAGCAGCAACGUGCGAUGUGCGAGAAACGCGGUUGCCCCGAAAAGCAAAGCAAUGGGGUAUGCAACAAGGAGUGCAACACAUACGCAUGCAACUUCGAUGGCAACGAUUGCUCGCUGGGCAUCAAUCCGUGGGCGAACUGCACAGCGCCCCAAUGCUGGAAGGUCUUCAUGGACGGCCAAUGCAACGAGGAGUGCAACAAUGCGGCAUGCCUCUACGAUGGACGCGACUGUGAACAGAAACUGAAACGUUGUGCGGCCGUCUACGAUGCGUAUUGCCAGAAGCACUACGGCGACGGAUACUGCGACUACGGCUGCAACAAUGCCGAGUGCAGUUGGGAUGGCCUCGACUGUGAGAAAUCGGAGCAAUCACCGCAGCUGGCCGAGGGCGCCAUGUCCGUGGUCAUGCUCAUGGAUAUACGGGAGUUUCGACAGCAGCAGGCGCAGUUCUUGCGGGAAAUGAGUCACGUGCUGAGGACAACGGUGCGGGUGAAAAAGGAUGCGGAUGGCAAUGACAUGAUCUUCACGUGGAAGGGCACCUCACCCAUGUCCGACAUACAGGACUCGGAAUUCGGUCGGAAACACAAGAUACUCUACACCCAACGGGAUGGACAGACGGGCAUACAAAUCUACUUGGAGAUUGAUAAUCGCAAGUGCACGGAAUGCUUCAAUCGUGCCACCGAAGCAGCCGAAUUCCUUGCCGCUUCCGCUGCAAAGCAUACGUUUGCGAAUCGUUAUCCGAUUUAUAGUGUCCGUGGUGUACGGAGUCCCGGAGAGUCGGCUGAUGAUUUCGAGUCGCCGGCAAAUGUCAAAUAUGUUAUAACCGGCAUCAUUUUGGUCAUCAUUGCGUUGGCCUUCUUCGGCAUGGUGCUCAGCACCCAGAGAAAGAGGGCACAUGGCGUCACCUGGUUCCCCGAAGGUUUUCGUGCGCCUGCCGCGGCGGUCAUGUCGCGACGUCGUCGUGAUCCACACGGCCAGGAGAUGAGGAACCUCAACAAGCAGGUGGGACUCGCCCAGGCGCAGGCUCAUCAGAUGCCCGGUGGAAUUGGAGUUGGCGGUGGCAGCCAUUGGUCGGACGAUGAAUCGGAUAUGCCACAGCCGAAACGACAACGUGGCGAUCAGCUCAACAGUGUCGGCCUGGGCGGAUUGGGUGGCCUGGGUGGCGGCAGUGUCGCCGGCUUGGCCAGUGUCGGCUAUGCCAGCGAUCAUACGAUGGUCAGUGAAUACGAGGAGGCGGAUCAACGUGUCUGGUCGCAGGCACAUCUCGAUGUGGCGGAUGUGCGUGCCAUAAUGACGCCGCCGGCGCAUCAGGAUGGUGGCAAACACGAUGUGGAUGCACGUGGUCCCUGUGGCCUGACCCCCUUGAUGAUUGCAGCCGUCCGUGGCGGUGGCCUGGACAGCGGCGAGGAUGUGGAGAGCAAUGAGGAUAGCACCGCCCAGGUGAUCUCGGAUCUGUUGGCGCAGGGCGCCGAACUCAAUGCCACCAUGGACAAGACGGGUGAGACAUCUCUGCACCUGGCUGCUCGCUAUGCACGCGCCGAUGCGGCCAAGAGAUUGCUCGACGCUGGCGCGGAUGCCAAUUGUCAGGAUAACACGGGACGGACGCCAUUGCAUGCGGCUGUUGCCGCCGAUGCCAUGGGUGUAUUCCAGAUCCUGUUGCGUAACCGUGCCACGAACUUGAAUGCACGCAUGCAUGACGGAACCACACCACUAAUCCUUGCCGCCCGUCUCGCCAUUGAGGGCAUGGUCGAGGAUCUGAUCACUGCCGAUGCGGACAUCAAUGCAGCCGAUAAUUCCGGCAAGACAGCGUUGCAUUGGGCAGCUGCCGUUAAUAACACGGAGGCGGUGAACAUUCUGUUGAUGCAUCAUGCGAAUCGAGAUGCCCAGGAUGACAAGGAUGAGACGCCACUGUUUCUCGCCGCCCGCGAGGGCAGCUACGAGGCCUGCAAGGCACUGCUCGAUAACUUUGCCAAUCGCGAGAUCACCGAUCACAUGGAUCGCCUGCCACGCGACGUUGCCAGCGAGCGACUGCAUCACGACAUUGUCCGACUGCUCGAUGAGCAUGUGCCACGCUCCCCGCAAAUGAUCAGCAUGACGCCACAGGCGAUGAUCGGCUCACCACCACCGGGCCAGCAGCCACAGUUGAUCACACAGCCAACGGUUAUCGCUGCCGGCGGUGCAGCGGGCAAACAGAGCAGCCAGGCGGCCAAACAGAAGGCGGCCAAGAAGGCCAAGCUCAUUGAGAGCAAUAGUCCCGACAAUGGUCUGGAUGCCGCAUCGGGCAAUCAUCCUGCUGCCAACAUGGGCAGUUUGCGUCGCAAGGCCAGCUCAAAAAAGGCCAACAAUCAGAACAAUAACAACAACAGCAACAACAACAACAACAACAGCAAUAGCGCGGCAUCAAAAAAGGCCAUGAACGGCUUAAGUGCCGGACAGCUGCUGGCCAAUGCGACGGGGCCAACGGUGAACAAUUGUGCGGAUCUGGACUCGCCGCCGCCGUCAACAGCGCAAGCCGGAAACGGAAAUGCGAACGGGAAUGGGAAUGGGAAUGGGAAUCUGGUGAAUCUGCCGAGUCCCUACGACACCAGCUCCAUGUACUCGAAUGCCAUGGCAGCGCCGCCGAACAACAACGGAACGAAACAGCCGCCGAGCUAUGAGGAUUGCAUCAAGAAUGCACAAUCGCUGCAAUCACUGCCAGCCAACAGUCUGGACAUGAUUAAGCUGGACACCUAUGGCUAUUCGAUGGGCUCGCCAUUUCAGCAAGAAAUGCUGAACGGACAGGCGAUGGGCCUGAGCGGGGGACGCAGCACAAAUACGCUGUGUGGCCUUGGAGGCGGUUUGGCUAAUGGGGGUCACGAGCAGGGACUCAGUCCGCCCUAUUCGAAUCAAUCGCCGCCGCAUUCGGUGCAAAGCAGUUUGGCGCUAUCACCGCACGCAUAUCUGGGCUCGCCAUCGCCAGCCAAAUCGCGACCCAGUUUGCCAACAUCACCGACGCACAUACAGGCAAUGCGGCAUGCCACACAGCAGAAGCAGUUUGGCAGCAAUCUCAACAGUCUGCUCGGUGGUGGCAACGGUUCCCUUGGCCCGCAAAGUUCACCCGUUAGCCUGGGCAUCAUUUCGCCCACGGGCAGCGAUAUGGGCAUCAUGCUGGCACCUCAGUCCUCCAAUAAUGCUAAAAGCAGUGCAAUAAUGCAGACGUUGUCUCCGCAGCUGCAACAGCAGCAGCAGCAGCAACAACAGCAGCAGCAGCAGCAGCAACAACAGCAGCAACAACAACAGCAGCAGCAACAGCAGCAGCAACAACAACAGCAGCAACAGCAACAAGCGAUUGGAGGUCUUGAGUUCGGUUCAGCCGGUUUGGACUUGAAUGGAUUUUGUGGAUCUCCGGACUCAUUUCACUCGGGUCAAAUGAAUCCGCCUUCAAUACAAAGUUCAAUGUCGGGUUCAUCGCCAUCGACGAACAUGUUGUCGCCAUCGUCACAGCAUAAUCAGGCCUUCUAUCAGUACCUAACGCCGCCCAGCCAACAUUCGGGCGGACAUACGCCACAGCAUCUGGUGCAGACGCUGGACAGCUAUCCGACGCCAUCACCGGAAUCACCCGGACAUUGGUCAUCGUCAUCGCCACGAAGCAAUUCGGAUUGGUCUGAGGGCGUUCAAUCGCCGGCGGCCAACAAUUUGUACAUCUCCGGUGGACAUCAGGCCAACAAGGGUUCCGAGGCCAUUUACAUUUGACAUGAGCGCACCUAGGUGUUGUGCUUACUGCAGCCAGAGAGAGAGACAGAAUGAUGACAGGAUGAUAAUGAUGAUGGAUGAGCACUCAAAGAGCGCCCAUUGGCCAGCCAGAGGGCUAGCAAAGUUUUUGACUUUUAAUCAAUCCAACAACAACACGACAAGAUUCCCAACCCAAUCACACACACACCUCCCUACCUCCCUUCCAACACAUCCAAACAAUCUCUUUUUUUUUGCCUAGAACUUAAGCUUUAAUUUAAAACAAAACAAACGUAAUAAUUGUAGUAAUUUAAAUGAUUAAUCUUAAUCUUUGUUGUACAGUGCGCGUUGAAAUCGUAUAUCGUAAAUGAUAUAUCGUAUAUAAACACAAUAUAUAUACAUAUAUAUAUAUAGUUUUAAGUAGUUAGUGAACAGUUUCGCCCUCACACACACAUACACAAUAACAAUAACAAUUUGUGUGCGCAAAAGUUUUGAACAAUUCAAAAAAUAAGAAUAGAAAACAAAAAACAAAAUUUUAUAUACAUUUUUUAAUCGUAGGGAAAACCCGUUUCACAGCUUCCAGUAAAACAUAAACGAACGAAGAAUUCAAAACAAAAACAUUUAUAAUUAGCGCAAAUUAUUUUUAUUAUUAUUAUGUAUUGUAAUUGUAUUUUGUAAUUGUCGGCCAACGUUUUUCUCUUGCGCCCUAAAUAAGCUUAAUUAAAUUCAAUUAGUUAACAAUACAAUUAGAGCAUCGACUUCGUUUUACCGUGUACUAUUAAGUUUAAACAAACACAAAAAAAAAAAACAAAAAACAGAAUUCAUUAAACUAAUUGCAUAAUCUAUUAUAAUACAAUGUUUAGCUGUUAGUUUCGCAACUGAAGUGCUUAUAUAAACAAAAUUGUUAGCUAUACUAUAUAUACAUAUAUACGAUUACAACAACAAAAACAUUCUGCAAAAAAACUAUAUACAUUUUUUUUUUACAUUUAAAUUUAAACUUUUUAUGUAAUUCUACAUAUAAAUCUAUUUAGUUAAGCAUAAAUUGUAAAAAGAUUCUCAUAAUUGUUUGAAUUAAGUUGAAAACACACAAAAAAAAAGACAA
This is a messenger RNA of Drosophila innubila, 10188 nucleotides long. RefSeq names its product neurogenic locus Notch protein (gene N). Gene Ontology annotation, cellular component: protein-containing complex; plasma membrane. NCBI's taxonomy places the organism in Eukaryota, Metazoa, Arthropoda, Insecta, Diptera, Drosophilidae. The record is from RefSeq and is a predicted model, not a curated record. Gene Ontology annotation, molecular function: calcium ion binding; protein binding. Bases 924 to 9110 code for a protein of 2728 amino acids. Gene Ontology annotation, biological process: Notch signaling pathway; cell differentiation; establishment or maintenance of epithelial cell apical/basal polarity. The transcript is spliced from 9 exons.